Messenger RNA from Saprolegnia parasitica CBS 223.65, 1354 nucleotides. RefSeq lists its product as hypothetical. The transcript has 2 exons. The record is from RefSeq and is a predicted model, not a curated record. The coding region runs from base 14 to 1354 and encodes 446 amino acids. NCBI's taxonomy places the organism in Eukaryota, Oomycota, Saprolegniomycetes, Saprolegniales, Saprolegniaceae.
AUGAAAGGGCAAUAUGAGCAUGCUCUGCAGCUUCGUGGACGUCCAGGGCGACCUCUACUACUGUCCGCUCGCCGAGUUUAGCUCGGCGUAUGCGACGCCACGCCUCGAAGGCGCGCUCGUCGUCGCUGACCCCAUCUCGGGCGAGACGCCACUGCGCAACGCCAAGGCCGUCGCCGGCAAGAUCGUGCUCAUGCAGCGAGGCACGUGUGACUUUGUGACCAAGACGAUACACGCUCAAAAGGCUGGCGCCAUCGGUCUCAUCGUCGCCAACACCGACGAGGAGAAUCCGCAGCUGGCCUUUGUCAUGGACGCCGGUCUGCAGCGUGCGGCCCUUCGGUCGCGGAUUCCAGCGGUCAUGGCGCCCUUCGAGACGGCGCAGUACCUCUUGGAUCUGCUCGGCGAUUCGGACGCCAUGUGCAUGCACAUUGCCAUCGUGCUAUUGAACGCCGCUGAGGCCUCGACUGUCCUCGACGCGCAGGCGUCCGAGAAGCGGCGGCAACUCGCCGAGGCCGAAGCGCUCCUCAAGCAGCAAGACCGCGAGCGCCAGCAGCGAGAGGCCACGCUCUUGUUACGCAGUCGACUCGCCAAAGAAGCGAGCAUGACCAAGUUUGUGUCGCCCGAGCCAUCGACGACACCCGCCUUGUUCUGCGAGGCGGUGCCACUGCCGUCGGCGGUCGCGGUGGCAGUCGGGACGCCGCACCUCGACACGAAAUGCAUCUCGCCACGCGCAGCUCCGCGCUUUGACACCAAGCCAGACGGGAUGACGUCCCUCGCGACGGGGCUUCUCGUCCUCGACAUGCAGUACUACUGCGCGAUGCCGCACGUGGGCAAGUUUGCCAACCAAGAGAGUUUGAACGCCUACUACUUUGACCGGCUGCGCAAGGUCGUCGUGCCUAACGUCCAGCGGCUCCUCGAGGCCUUUCGCGCCCGCAACUACGACAUCAUCUACGGCACGAUCGAGAGCGCGACCAAAACGGGCCGCGAUCGGAGCAAAGCACACAAGAUCGCGGGCAUUCACGUGCCCCGGGGCAGCUUCGAGGCCAAGGUGCUCGACGAUGUCUCGCCCCUCGAAGCCGACGUGGUCGUGCCCCGCACGGCCCAUUUUGGCACCACGAACGUCGACUACCUCUUGCGGAACCUCGGCGUCCAGUGCGUCGUUGUCACGGGCGUCUCGACGCUCGGCAGCCUCGAAGCUGCGGUGCGCGGUGCGAUGGACCGCGGGUACGCCACCAUCGUCCUCGAAGAUGCGAUCGCCUUUGAAACCAGCGACGAACACGACGCCGUUAUGCGCGCGAUGGAUCGCAUUGGCGCCGGCUACAUGGCGUCGACGUCCGAGUUUGUGCAAAGCUUGUAA